This is a messenger RNA of Spathaspora passalidarum NRRL Y-27907, 270 nucleotides long. RefSeq lists its product as uncharacterized. The record is from RefSeq and is a predicted model, not a curated record. The transcript has a single exon. The coding region runs from base 1 to 270 and encodes 89 amino acids. Lineage: Eukaryota; Fungi; Ascomycota; Pichiomycetes; Serinales; Debaryomycetaceae.
AUGUUAUCUAUAUCACGUCACUUGGCAAGAUCUACUGUCCGCUCAUAUUCUACUGUUGCUGCCACUAGCACUCCUAAGAAAGUUGGUGCUUUCAGAGGUGGAUUUGUUGGUUUUUUACUUGGUGUAACUGCCACUGGGGUUGUAUCAUACUAUUAUUUAUUAGACCAAUAUAAAUUAGCCAACACCGUUAUAGUUGCUGAUAUUGUUUCCUUACAAAAUUCAAUUUCAAGUUUGGAAAAACAUAUUAAAAAUUUAGAAGAAAAGAAAUAA